AUGGGACGGGUAGACGAUAUCAUCGACGAGGGUGAAACCUGCAGCGGCCAGCAGCUAGAAACAGGGCUUCUGCAGCCGCCGGCGAGCCAGAACGACAUCGUCGGCGAAGGGUUUACUCCAGCGGUUGUUCUUAGCACCUUGGUCGCCGUGUGCGGUUCCUUGGCUACUGGUUGCGCUUAUGGAUACUCAUCACCAGCAGAGUCAGGGAUCAUAGUAGACUUGGGAAUGUCUGUCGCUCAAUACUCAACCUUUGGCUCAAUCUUGACAAUUGGUAGAAUGUUGAGUUCUCUAGUCAACGGCAAGACAGCAGACAUAAUUGGCAGGAGAUAUACAAUGUGGGUGUCUGAGGUGUUCUUCCUAGUCUCUUGGUCUGUAAUAGCAUUUGCCAACCUCCCAUGGCUACUUGAUCUUGGAAGGUUCAUAAUGGGAUUUGCAGUUGGGAUCAAUGUUUAUGUUAUACCAGUCUACAUUGCAGAAAUCACCCCCAAGAACUCUCGUGGCACCUUAACUUCUACUCAUCAGUUCAUGCUUACCUUUGGCUUUUCUCUUGUCUAUUUGACGGGAACGCUCAUAUCUUGGCGAGCAUUAGCUCUAGUUGGUGUUGUACCAUGUCUGUUGCAUGUCUUGGGUAUAUUCUUCAUCCCAGAGUCUCCAAGAUGGCUGGCACAGCUAGGGAAAGAUAAAGAGCUAGAAGCAACUCUAAGAUACCUAAGGGGAAAAAGUGUUGAUGUUUCACAAGAAGGUCUUGAUAUUAAAGAGCACACUGAGCUAUUUGAGAGCCUUUCAGAGAACAAAAUCCAGGACUUAUUCCAGCGAAAAUAUGCAGAUGCACUCAUUGUGGUUGUCGGCCUAAUGGUGUUUCAGGAGUUUGGAGGGACCAAUGCAUUCUCAUACUAUAGCGCCUCCAUAUUUGAACUUGCUGGUGUUUCAAGUACUUUCGGUCUGGUAUCCGUUGCCAUUAUUCAGAUUCCAGCCACCAUCACAUAUGUUCUUCUUACUGAUAAACUAGGAAGACGACCUCUUCUUUUGAUAUCUGCAUUUGGGUUAUUCUUGAGUACAUUCUUGAUUGGAUUUGCAUUCUUGUCGCAGGAGCUUAACAAGUCUGAGAGUUGGACUGCUCUCUUGGCAUACAUUGGCUUGCUAGGACUCCCCAUAACUUUCUCGACUGGAAUGGCAGGAUUGCCAUCAGUUGUAAUGGCUGAGGUGUUUCCUAUAAACAUAAAGGGUACAUUCUUCAUAUUUUCCACAAUUUGGAUUUUUGGAACUUUGUUCAUUGCAAAGUUUGUACCAGAGACCAAAGGUCGGUCACUAGAAGAAUUGCAGACAUUAAUAAAUCACAUCAAGUAG
Linum trigynum is the source of this 1347-nucleotide messenger RNA. NCBI's taxonomy places the organism in Eukaryota, Viridiplantae, Streptophyta, Magnoliopsida, Malpighiales, Linaceae. The record is from the annotation of a GenBank genome assembly.